Pteropus alecto (black flying fox) is the source of this 538-nucleotide messenger RNA. RefSeq names its product ubiquitin. Gene Ontology annotation, cellular component: cytoplasm; nucleus. The record is from RefSeq and is a predicted model, not a curated record. Gene Ontology annotation, molecular function: protein tag activity; ubiquitin protein ligase binding. The coding region runs from base 160 to 393 and encodes 77 amino acids. The transcript is spliced from 2 exons. NCBI's taxonomy places the organism in Eukaryota, Metazoa, Chordata, Mammalia, Chiroptera, Pteropodidae. Gene Ontology annotation, biological process: protein ubiquitination; modification-dependent protein catabolic process.
AGCGGCGCAUGGAGACAGAGACUGCGUAGGAAGAGAUGUGUGACGCAACAGACGUUGCAUAAAUCUCAGCUCCGCCGACCGGUGUAGUCAGAAGUUACUGGUGGUUUGCUGUUUGUCUGCUUGUCCACGUAGUAUAUUCUCGUUCGUCAGCAGGUCAAAAUGCAAAUCUUCGUGAAGACCCUGACCGGCAAGACCAUCACCCUGGAAGUGGAACCCAGUGACACCAUUGAGAAUGUGAAGGCCAAGAUCCAGGAUAAGGAAGGCAUCCCCCCAGACCAGCAGAGGCUCAUCUUUGCAGGCAAGCAGCUGGAAGAUGGCCGCACUCUUUCUGAUUACAACAUUCAGAAAGAGUCGACCCUGCACCUGGUCCUACGUCUGAGGGGCGGCUGUUAAUUCUUUAGUCUUGCAUUCAUAGUGCCCAAUGAUGGCAUUACUCUGCACUCUAGCCACUUGCCCCAAUUUAAGUUUAGAAAUUACCAGUUUCAGUAAUAGCUGAAUCUGUUGAAAGUGUUAAUAAAGGUUUUGUUGCAUGGUAGCA